AUUUGGAAUUCCGCUUCCGGUGCGCUCCCUGACCGGUUCUUUUUUCCCCUCAGUCUUUCCUUCGACGUUGAGAAGAUGAGUUACGAACACCGCCGGGACUGGAGCCGCGGGGGCGGGCCUCGGGCCUCCCAGGCUGCCUCUUCCUCGUCCGCCGCUGCUGCUUCUUCCUCUUCUGGCCGCGGAGGGAGAGGAGGAGGAGGAGGAGGCCGGGGCCGCCCUCCUCCGCACCUGAAGGGCCGCGAGAUCGGCCUGUGGUACGCGCGGCGGCAGGGCGAGAAGAGCAAGGAGGCCGAGAGGCAGCAGAGGGCUGUGGUGCGUAUGGAUGAGCGCAGGGAAGAACAGAUUGUACAGUUGUUGAACACUGUCCAGAAUAAAAAUGAAAAAGAGCAAGAAGCCAUAUCUUGGUGGUCUGACGAAGAAGGGUACACAAAAGAGAUUCCUGCCAAACCAAAGCCUGUUGUGGAGAAACCAGUUGUGGAAAAGGCCCCUCAGAGAACUAGACCAACUUUUGAAAAAACAGUCCUAGAUCAAGAUUCAGAAUAUCUCUUACAAGAAAGCAGGCCAGAUAAUGAUUUAGAUGAGCAACUUAAAGAAGAACUGAAAAAGAAAAGGAAUGAUUCCAGAUAUAUUGAGAUGCAGAGAUUUCGUGAGAAGCUGCCUUCUUACGGAAUGAGGAAGGAGCUUGUAAACCUCAUAAACAGCAGUCAGGUUACCGUUAUAAGUGGUGAGACUGGGUGUGGAAAGACCACACAAGUUACCCAGUUCAUUUUGGAUGACUAUAUUGAGAGAGGGAAGGGAUCUUCUUGCCGGAUUGUAUGUACUCAGCCUAGGAGGAUCAGUGCUAUUUCUGUAGCAGAGAGAGUUGCAGCUGAAAGGGCUGAAGCAUGUGGUAAUGGAAGGAGCACUGGAUAUCAAAUUCGUCUUGAAAGCCGGUUGCCAAGGAGACAAGGUUCAAUUUUGUACUGCACAACAGGAAUUGUCCUGCAGUGGCUCCAGUCAGACAAGCUGUUGUCCAGUGUAAGUCAUGUAAUCCUUGAUGAAAUCCAUGAGAGAAAUCUACAAUCAGAUGUAUUAAUGACAAUCAUUAAAGAUCUCCUGAGUAUACGGCUAGACCUGAAAGUAAUACUGAUGAGUGCUACACUGAAUGCUGAGAAGUUUUCAGAAUAUUUUGACAAUUGUCCUAUGAUCCACAUUCCUGGCUUCACCUAUCCUGUCAAGGAGUACCUUUUAGAAGAUGUAAUAGAGAUGCUUAGGUACAUUCCAGAAAACACAGAUCACAGACCACACUGGAAGAAGAGGUUUAUGCAAGGACAUAUAAGUAGGCCAGAGAAAGAAGAAAAAGAAGAAAUUUAUCAAGAGCGCUGGCCAGAUUACUUAAGGCAGAUUAGAGGACGGUAUUCAGAAAGUACAAUUGAUGCACUGGAAAUGAUGGAUGAUGAUAAAAUUGACCUUAAUUUGAUUGCUGCACUGAUCAAAUAUAUUGCUCUUGAGGAAGAGGAAGGUGCAAUAUUGGUAUUUCUUCCUGGAUGGGACAACAUUAGCACUCUACAUGACCUUCUCACAUCUCAACUUAUGUUUAAGUCAGACAGGUUCAUCAUCAUACCUUUGCAUUCACUGAUGCCUACUGUUAACCAGACUGAAGUGUUUAAGAAAACCCCUCCUGGAGUUCGUAAAAUUGUAAUUGCUACCAACAUUGCUGAGACUAGCAUUACCAUAGAUGAUGUGGUGUAUGUUAUAGAUGGAGGGAAGAUAAAGGAAACUAAUUUUGAUACACAGAACAACAUUAGCACGAUGGCUGCUGAGUGGGUUAGCAAAGCAAAUGCUAAGCAAAGGAAAGGUAGAGCAGGAAGAGUCCAGCCAGGUCAGUGCUAUCACUUGUACAAUGGUCUUCGUGCAAAUCUGCUGGAUGAUUACCAGUUGCCAGAAAUCUUGAGGACACCUUUGGAAGAACUUUGUUUGCAAAUAAAGAUUUUAAAGCUUGGAGGAAUUGCUCAUUUUCUGAGUAAGGUAAUGGAUCCACCAUCGAAGGAUGCAGUGUUGCUGUCCAUAAAACAUCUCAUGCAGCUGAAUGCAUUGGAUAGGCAAGAAGAACUUACCCCCCUUGGAGUCCAUUUGGCCAGGUUACCGGUGGAGCCUCACAUAGGAAAGAUGAUUCUCUUCGGAGCUUUAUUCUGUUGCUUAGAUCCUGUUCUCACUAUUGCAGCCAGCCUCAGCUUCAAGGAUCCUUUUGUUAUUCCUUUGGGUAAAGAAAAAGUAGCAGAUGCAAGAAGAAAGGAACUAUCAAAGAAUUCUAAAAGUGAUCACCUCACAGUUGUGAACGCUUUUCAGGGUUGGGAAGAAGCUCGACGACGUGGCUUCAGGUGUGAGAAGGAUUAUUGCUGGGAGUAUUUUCUUUCUCCAAAUACUUUGCAGAUGCUUAGUAACAUGAAAGGGCAGUUUGCUGAGCAUCUUCUUGCAGCUGGGUUUGUAAAUAGCAGAAGUCCCAGAGAUCCCAAAUCCAACAUUAACUCAGACAAUGAGAAGGUAUUGAAAGCUGUUAUCUGUGCUGGCUUGUAUCCAAAGGUUGCAAAAAUUCGAGCAAACUUCAACAAAAAGAGGAAAAUGGUUAAAGUAUCCACUAAAACAGAUCGAACAGUUAACAUUCAUCCCAAAUCUGUGAACGUUGAGGAGACAGAAUUCCAUUACAGCUGGCUUGUUUACCAUUUGAAAAUGCGGACCAGUAGUAUAUACCUGUAUGAUUGUACAGAGGUUUCGCCGUAUUGUCUUUUGUUCUUUGGAGGAGAUAUUUCCAUACAGAAGGACAAAGAUCAAGAUACAAUUGCUGUGGAUGAAUGGAUUGUUUUUCAGUCUCCAGCAAGAAUAGCUCAUCUAGUCAAGGAUUUGAAAGAAGAAUUGGAUGACCUUCUACAAGAGAAAAUAGAAAACCCCCAGCCUGUGGACUGGAACAAUACUAAAUCAAGGGACACUGCAGUGCUGACAGCUAUUAUAGACUUAAUCACAACACAGGAGAAUGAAACUGCCAGAAACUUUGCCCCUCGUUUCCAGAAUGAACAAUACAGUUAACAUUGUUCCUUCAAUGCUGUAAAGGUGACAACUGUACUGGAUUUUUUGUUGUUGUUUUUGCUACCUUUGGACAUCUUGGAAUUUCAUUUUUAGUGUCAGUAAUUUAUUAUUGCUUUGUGUAUUGCAUGCAGUGUAUAAAAGUAACUGUUUACAUAGCUGCCAUUGCUGCACAGACUAUUGUAUUUGUGUGUAUGUGAUGAAUCUGUACACAGCUGCUUGAGGACUGUAAUCUUUAUCAGGUAAAAGCUGGAUGAAAUGGAAAAUGGUCUGAAUAGUUUUUGCAUUCCAUUUUUACACUGUUUUGCUAUUGAUCAUGGAACUGCCAUUUUUGAAAAUUAGUUAUUAGCAUUACCAAUGAACCACACAGACCUUUUAAGCCAUCAGCUUUCUAUUUACAUUCUCUUUGGAAUUCUUAAGUGAGCAAUUGUUACAACUAAAGUAUCCAUUGCUGGGAGUAUUGUAAAUUGAAUUAAAGCCAGCCCCAAAAGAGAUGGAAGGACUACUGUGAGAAGGGCUUCUGCUGAGUAUUUGAGCAAACACGUGUACUUCAGUCCUGUAACGGCCAUUUAUUAUCACAGUGAGAAACAACAUGUGCUGAUGCAGUAACUAGGACUGUCCUUGAAUACAGAGCUCUAGUAAGGUACUGUAAAUACCACCAGUUGGCCAUUUGGGAUGUGGAGUGGUAUUUACUUUCUGCCCAGAGGUGUAUAGAUUUCUAUUGAGCUUGAGGAAAAUGAAUUCCACAAGAAUCAAAUGCACACUGACUGUACAAUAGGUAGCAACCUGAGUCCUGUUUCAAUGAAGUGAACACAGCUUUUUAAAAAUUAAAAGAUCUUUUAAAAAACAAAUAACAAAUGCAUCUGUCCCAUAAUUUUAAAUUCCUGUGUCUUUGCCAAUAUGCUAGUUAUUUUUAUAUGUGCCAUGUUAUUAAGAAUAUUGAUGUACUAAGUGUAUUGAUUUCAUCAAUAGAGUGCACAGAGGAUUCCUGUAAUUUCAGUAGGUUCAUGUCACUGUGAAAGUUGGUCUGUGCCACUUCCCCGAUCAUUGUUUGUAGUCUUUGUGUCUCCUACUAGCCUUUUUUCUGCUGUUAUUUAAAAUUGUAGUCAUUCACAACUGCCAGAUUGUACUGGCUAACUUGGCCUUUUCCAAAAUCACUUACAGUAGUAAUUGUCAUAAUUGAUGUUAGCAUACAUGGCCUGCCCAGGUUUUGCAUAAUUCAUUUUCAAGGUUGAGCUUGCAUUUUAAUACUGUAUAUUAAAUAAUAAGUCUUUAAGCAAUUAGGAUUUAAUUGCUGAGGGUUGCCUCACAGGAUGUUCUAACACAGGGAUUAAUCAGUUAGGAAUAGGAUGUCCCUUCUCAAAUGCUAAGGGUUUGUGCCAACAGGGUUGUUUUUAUUAGGUGGUAACAUUCCGAUGUCGGUACAGGUAUCAGUUUUCAAAAUAUACAUGUGAUUUGGACCAGCUACCAGCAACAUGGUAGUACAUUAACUGCUAUACUCUAAUGAAUCGUGUCGUUUCCAGAGGUCCAAUAUCCUCAGACUGUUGACCUGGACAACAUUUACUAUACUUCAGACUGAAUUCUGCAGCAGUGCUUCUUGUAUUUAAUCUGCUUCAUAAUUGCAGUUUCUUGUUGCAUUAUGCUUAAGGAGACAAGAUUUGCUAGAUUCACAAAUAAGUUGUCUUGCUCCUGCCCAUUCCUUUGACCAUGAAAUAAGUAGCACCCUGGACAAUGUGCAUGCUCAACUUCCCCACUGUCAUGUUUGGGCCUUGCAGGGUUUGGGGGCUGCUAUUUGUAGUUUAAAUGUACAAAAGCUAAAGUCUACAUGCAAGAAUAAUUGCAUUUGCACCACAUUUAACAAUUCUUGGUGCAGCGCCUCAGAUCUGAGAUCAAGCAGAUAUUAGCUUCAGUUUUGCUUAUUUGAGGAAUCGGAAAUGGGGUCAGGUUGUGCUUCUGAGUACCUCCUCCAAUUUCCAACUGCCUUCUGGCAGAGUUUCUUCAUGGUUCCUGCAUCUGUCUCAUUGGGCUUCUGGUUGUUGUUUGCUGCCAGUCUUUCCAACUAUCCACUUAGGAAGUAGUCUCUUAAGGCCUAGCCUCAAUCCCCUGUGAUACCUGUUCCAUAGUAAAUACAAUGGGAAAUCAUUUUCUGGUGGCACCUUACCUAGAAAUCUUCAGCAGAUUUUAGUUACUUGUUACUUAAAAUUUUUCCCAAGUGAACUUGGAGUAGGGAAGUAAUAAAUAUUUGAACAUAUUUAAAUAAUAGGGAGAAUAUGGGUUUCCUGAGUGUUAGCAGAGCAUGAUCAGGAGAAUACUGCAAGGACAAGGAUCUUUGUCAUUUGGGAGAUAUGCUUCACAAAAAAACAUACAUGGGGUUAUUUUUUUAGACAGCAGUAUUUUUCGUCACAGAAAACAAGUUUCCCAUGCAGAAAAAGAUUCCGGCACAGAAAAACCACUUUUGUACAAAAAUGCCUUUAUGUGGUAACAGACCUCAGCUGUGCAACUUUCUCACAGGAGAAACAGAAUUCUUGCUUGUAAAAAUGAAAUCUAUAAAUAUUUACAUCUCCAGCAGGAGUUCUUUCUGUGAUGAGAACAGUGAGCUCUGCCAUAGAAUUCCCUCAGUAAAACCUUCUCUGUUCCUUCUCUCUUUACAACAAGCUUGGCCUGAGCUAUAUUGGCUGAAACCUGGCUCAGUUGCAAUCCAGAUGUCAACAUUUCACUGUCAUUAGUUUAGUUUCUCUUAGCAUUGUACUGGAAAGUCCAAGACCUCUUCCUUCCAGCCUCGAAAGGCUCUAUUUUGUUGCUAGCUUAAGCAUUACUGAAAGAGUUAAAACAGUUCUUUUAACCUGUGUUUUAUCUGUGCUUGAAACUGAUGAACCACAUAGCAUCAAUUUUGUUCCUUACAUGACUAUGUAAGUUUCAUACGUCAUGGGGAGAAAUUCCAUUACAUCUCAUUUACAUGUUAAUAUUCAACAUCUUUUUACACGAAUAUGGCACUACCUGAUUUUAUGAAAACAUGAAAGAAAAUACUGUCUGCUGCACAAUGUGCUGUGUCAAGCUAACUGCCAAUGGUGUAUAGAGGAAUGGAAGUAGGGGGCCUGGGCACAUUAUGCUAGUUGACCUCUGGGGAGACCUGCAAGUGUUAGCGAGUUGUGUAUAUUGUACAGGAUUGAAAAGUCUAGCAUGUAAAAGAUCCUGCUCUUCUUGGGCUUUACCUACUGCGAGUAUGUAUUCAGUGCUCUGUGAUCAAUGCUUUUCUCCUCCAGAUUGUUACUUCCCAUACUGAUACCAUCUUUUGAAAAUUAAGACUUCAUCUGUACCAAGUUUCUUGGCUUAGAUCUAUACAGUAAUUCAUAUUUUCUGCAUUAUUAAACAACGUAUUUGCACGA
Molecule: messenger RNA, 6446 nt
Organism: Sceloporus undulatus (fence lizard)
Lineage: Eukaryota; Metazoa; Chordata; Lepidosauria; Squamata; Phrynosomatidae
Gene: DHX36
Product: DEAH-box helicase 36
Exons: 25
Coding region: 76-3063 (995 amino acids)
Cellular component (GO): nucleus; cytoplasm; intracellular anatomical structure
Molecular function (GO): ATP binding; G-quadruplex RNA binding; DNA helicase activity
Source: RefSeq, a predicted model, not a curated record